Topomyia yanbarensis is the source of this 2466-nucleotide messenger RNA. RefSeq names its product putative helicase mov-10-B.1. NCBI's taxonomy places the organism in Eukaryota, Metazoa, Arthropoda, Insecta, Diptera, Culicidae. The transcript has 5 exons. The coding region runs from base 115 to 2403 and encodes 762 amino acids. The record is from RefSeq and is a predicted model, not a curated record. Gene Ontology annotation, molecular function: ATP hydrolysis activity; RNA binding; ATP binding.
UGCACAAAGAAAUUUAUCAACAGCACAUCCGAUCAUUUGUACCCUCCACCGAUCGGCAAAUGUUUGAGCAGAGGAAGCCAGAUACAGGUGUUUUGCGGUGUAGCUGUACAACGAAUGGAGCACGAUGAUUACAUCGAGAAAAAUGUUUCUCUGAGUUCGAUGCAAUGUGCUGAAAGAAUACAAGAUCUUCAAUAUUCCUUAGUCAUUGUGGCCUCCUCGAUAGAUGCGGAGAAUUGCGAAAAUGUCGAGAUCCACCGUUUGACGAAACUACCUGGAAUUAAUGAAAUCGUGGAAAAAAGAACUCCACUAGAGUAUGGAAUUUUGCCAAUCUACGAAAUCCCUGAUGCAGUUACAACUUUGUACAAGAAAAAAUUCAAGGAUGAUGGCGCCUUAGAACCGCACGAAAUUAAACUCCUUGACCAAGUGGAAAGGUCUAAGAAUGUGCAUUCGUUGACCCGGCACAGGUAUAAAGAUCAGUUGGAACUACUGAACCAAAUCGAGGAUCAAUAUAUGGGGGAUGAAUUUAGCAAUUACACAAUCUUCAAUCCAAAAUUGGAACAUAUACAAGACAAUUACUACACGCUUUCGAUCGAUCAAUUCAAGACGCGACCUUCGCUGAUAAAGGAAGACAUCGAAGUGCUUGUAAAUCGCGGUGUAGGUCAUCAGCUAGGGAUAGUGGAUCGUGUAAACUCAACAAAGAUUAUGAUUUUAAUGAAAGAUGAAUUGACUCUGAUAAAUGUUAUCAACAUUCAGUUCCUACCAAAUAGAAUCACAUUCAAACUGGAGUAUCGUGCCCUGAAACUGUUAGCUGAUGAUGUCAUCGAUAACAUGCUGUUUCCAACAAAAGCAACGAAGAAUGUGGAAAUUGUGCAUUCGAGCUUUCAAUGGUUCCGCUCGAGUAUAGCAUCCAAUGAAGAACAAAUGACGGCCGUGCGGAACAUUGUGAAUCGGACAUCAUUCCCAAGCCCAUAUCUACUAUUCGGACCACCAGGCACGGGCAAGACCACUACAUUAGUGGAAGCCAUCGCGCAAAUUUGCACACUUUGCCCUACGUCCAAAAUCCUUGUGUCGGCAUCGAGCAACUUUGCAGCAAACGAAUUAACCGAAAGAUUGUUAGGUAUAAUUCCAGACGUACGCAUUUUCCGGUAUUUUUCCCGUUCCAUUGAACGUAAACGUAGCGAGAUCAAGAGAAACAUACUGAAAGUUUCGAAUAUGGUCCGAGGAAAAUGCAGAGAUCCAUAUUACGAAGAUAUCUACCAGAGUCGCGUCGUACUCUGUACAUUGACAACAGCUGGUCGGUUAGUGCAAGCAAACAUAUCGACGAAUGAUUUCAAUUAUGUUUUCAUCGACGAAGCCGGUAGUGCUAAGGAGAUAUCGACGCUAGUCUCAAUUGUCGGUAUCGCAACUAGUGGAAGUACGAUCAAGGCUAGUGUCGUUCUGGCUGGGGAUCCAAAACAGUUGGGUCCCGUGAUCCAAUAUGAUCUCCUUAAUCAAACCACUCAUGGCGUUUCCAUGAUGGAACGCAUGAUGAAUCUUGAAAUGUACGAAAGGAGCCUUGAUACAGGCAAAUAUGAUCCAAUCUUUAUUACCCAGCUCUGCGAUAAUUAUCGUUCUCACCAAGCGUUGCUGGAGCUUUCUAAUAGGAUGUUCUACGACGGUCAACUAAGAGCCAAAGCAGCCCCGGAAGUUACACACCGUUGUCUUCAUUGGCACAGACUUCCGAAUCGUACAUUUCCAUUAAUAUUGCACCGGAUUAGUGGCAAGUUUAUUAAAGACCAAAAUUCUUCAAGCUUCUUCAAUAGGCAAGAAGCAAUUCAAGUAGUAUCAUACAUUAAAGAUAUCCUAAUCAUCGGAAUAAAUGGUAGGCGAGUUGAACAAAAGGAGAUUGGCGUCAUAUCACCGUACGCCAGUCAGGUUAAUUUUCUAAAGCAAUGUUUCAAGAAGCACAGUUGGAAUGAUGUAGAAGUUGGUUCUACAGAGCAAUAUCAGGGUCGAGAAAAGCUUAUUAUUAUAUUAUCAACGGUUCGAUCCAACUGCAAAACCGUCGGAUUUCUGGACAAUGUUAAACGCCUAAAUGUUGCCAUUACCCGAGCACGCGCUCUGAUGAUUAUCGUCGGUGAUCCAAUCAUGCUCGAGCGGGACAAACACUGGAGACAACUGGUCAAUUAUUGCCGAAAAAAUGAUGCUAUAGUUCCGACUUACAACAUACCUAAACAAUGCCAUAAAAAGGCUUCAUCAGUGGAAGUUCCCGCCAACAGCUCCAAACAAAAUGAUAAAGAGAAACGUCCCGAUAAGGGACGAAGCAUGAAUAGGGAUGGUAAUACUCAGACGUGUGAAUCGGUUAGAACACAGGUAAUGAACUGGCUAGUAAAUGAGAUGGGCAGCCUUGCGAUCGAAGACUGAAAACAAUAAAAAAAAUGCGAAAAUACGUGUUUUUUAAUUGUAAUUAAUGCUGAAGAGUACGAA